GGGCCCAGGGUGUGUAUCCGGAAUGACAACAGGAAGUGACUGCGUACUGCUUUAAUCGUUUGCUAUUUUAUACAGUAUUUAUCUAAGAUGACAAUUUACGCCUGAGCAAGAUUAUAAAGACGUGAAAACUCACGAUUUUAGCUUUUGUCGAUGCUCGUCGAGAUGACGGCGUCUGAAGAGGCCUGAGAUCAGUCCUCGCGUAGAGUCUAGUGUCCUUGCCAGACACCAGACUGUCGACUGGGCAGCUCGGUGGUGGAUAUCGCUGCCAAAUUAAAGAAAAGGGAGAAAAGGCGUUAGAAAUGCCGGGUUUAACGUGAAGGUUAAGUUAUUUUGCAAUGCUGCCAUCAUCAGCCUGAACCAUGAACUCCAUAUCCCCCAGUGCGGUUCAGUACAUAGUGGGCGGUGGAGCUCAUGAGGACAAGCCCCCACCUCAGUCCAAAAGUCACAUUGGCCACGGGUCCGUAACCGAUGGCACCAGAGAUAGUCCCGGAGAGCUUGCUGAAGUGGAUCGUCUCAAGGCCAAGUUCAUGUCGGCCUGGAACAACGUCAAAUACGGCUGGUCUGUUAAAACUAAAACUACCUUUAACACAACGUCUCCUCUGAUCCUUAUGGGCCAGUCUUACGUGUUCAAUAAUGAAGACGAGGUGGAACGUUUUCGGCAGACGUUUGUGUCCUGCGUUUGGCUCACCUACAGGAGGGAGUUUCCUCAACUGGAGGGAUCCAGCUUAACCACGGACUGCGGCUGGGGCUGCAUGCUGCGCAGCGGACAAAUGCUCCUGGCGAAGGGAUUAAUGCAGCAUUUCAUGCCUCCAGACUGGAGGUGGGCGGAUUGUCACCCGCUGUCAGAUGUUGAUUUUGAGGUGCUGAGACCACGUUCCCCCUCUCGGCCGGCUGGCAUGUCUCUGCCGUCCUUCAGAUCCUCCUUGGCCAGCCCCGUUGUACAGAGGGACCCCAACUCUGGAGACGACGGUGCUCGUAGACGACCUCCUGCUAGCCGUGACCCUAAGGUGGAGGUCCACCACAGGAUGGUGGUGUCUUGGUUCGGGGACCAGCCCACGGCCCCGUUUGGUGUACAUCAGCUGGUGGAGCUGGGAAAAGAGUCUGGGAAGAGGGCAGGGGACUGGUAUGGCCCGUCUGUUGUGGCACAUAUGCUGAGAAAAGCAGUGGCUAAAACCGAAGAGUGUCGGAACCUCGCUGUAUACGUAGCCCAGGACUGCACGAUAUAUAAAGGAGAUAUCAUGCGGUUGUGUGAGCCGUCAGAGUCCAGUGGCUCGGAAUGGAAAUCGAUCAUCAUUUUAGUGCCAGUACGCCUGGGUGGAGAUUCACUAAACCCUUCAUACAUUGAUUGUGUUAAGAGCAUUCUCAAGUUAAAAUGCUGUAUAGGAAUUAUUGGAGGAAAACCCAAGCAUUCCUUAUUUUUUAUUGGCUAUCAAGACGAGCAGCUGUUAUAUCUAGACCCACACUACUGUCAGCCGGUAGUAGACGUCACCCAGGGUAACUUCUCUCUGGAGUCAUUUCACUGCAACUCGCCGAGGAAGAUGAACUUCAAUCGCAUGGAUCCCAGCUGCACUAUCGGCUUCUACGCAAAAACCAAGAAAGAUUUUGAUCAUUUGUGCUUGGUGGUCAGUGAAGCUUUGUCGUCAUCCAAAGAGAAGUAUCCCAUCUUUACAUUUGUGGAGGGUGAGGGGCCGAACUUUGGACUAGAGGGGCAGAGCGAGAGGGCUGUGGACGCCACAUCACACAUUUUGCCGCUUAACAGACCGAGCAAGAACAAAAAGAGGGGAAGCACGGAUGAUUUUGUGCUCCUGUGAGGAGUCAAAGGUCACGUGAAACCUCGUAGAUUCUGCACUAACAUUAAUAAAACUGCACUGUAUGCGUAAGUCAAACAUGAUGUAAAUCCCUCCACACAUGUCGUUGUGUACAUAACAUGUAUUUGCUCAUAAAAUGAAAACGGACACAAAGAUUUUGCAUAAAGCACAAAAAAGGACAAUUAAGAUUUCUUUGCGUGUUAUUUAUUCUAAACUCCUAUUAUUGCAAUGCAAAAAAAAAGGAUUAUUAAUUCAGUACAUGAUUGUACUUCCUGUAAUUAAUAUUGCCUUUAAUAAGAAUUUUGGAGUUGAUUUGUUUUAAUUAAAAACAAUUUUGCAAUGCAAAGAAAUCUUAGUUGUCCUACUUAAUUGUCUUUUUGCAAAAUGUCGUCAUUUUUUUGGCUUUUUGGUUAUAGUGUGUAAUUUAAUUGGGGCAUCUAUGUGUGUGAUUCACCUGUAAAUAGAUCGCAGCUGUGGGUGUGGACAAUCACUACAGUUUUUAAACACACAAAGUCUUCUGUUUCACAUAUGAAACACAUAAAUUUGCUAUUGGUAGACAGAGUAUUGUGCUCUAUAACUGGAUAAAGUUUGAAGUAUUGUGUGUAAUAAUAACUUUGAAUUUGAACACUGGUAUAUGAGAAGCCAUCUUGUUGCUGUAUAUAGUUUUCUGUUUAUAGAACGCUGCAGUAUGAGUGUAUGUUUGUGAUGCUUUUGAAUUGGUUAUCUUAUUUAAUUGUACAUUUUAAUGGGACUCACAGCCUAAGUACCUCCUAAAGCUCUCUGAGACUGUGUGUUGUUGAAUCUGAUGCUGGAAACUGUCUAGAUGUUUGAUUUCUGGUUUUGUGGCGUUUCAGGUCAAUAUGCUGUUACUGUUUAUUUUAUUUUUAUGAAGUUUUUGAACACUGUUUUGUUCAGAUGCAUCUGAAGGUUUAACUUAUGUCAAUUUUUUUUUUUUUAACCAAAACGUUGCUAUUGUUUUUUUCUGUCCUAUGUUUUGAACAUGUGUCUGUGGGACCAGUGGACAGCAAGACCAUCAGCUUGUUUGUCUGUUUGUGGUUUUAAUUUAUUUUCUCAAAAUUAAAAAGUGAAAAUAAUUGUA
Messenger RNA from Paramisgurnus dabryanus, 2907 nucleotides. It is a transcript of the gene atg4da, whose product is annotated as autophagy related 4D, cysteine peptidase a. Gene Ontology annotation, biological process: protein delipidation; aggrephagy; protein processing. Gene Ontology annotation, molecular function: protein-phosphatidylethanolamide deconjugating activity; cysteine-type endopeptidase activity. Lineage: Eukaryota; Metazoa; Chordata; Actinopteri; Cypriniformes; Cobitidae. Gene Ontology annotation, cellular component: cytoplasm. The record is from RefSeq and is a predicted model, not a curated record.